Molecule: messenger RNA, 705 nt
Organism: Candidula unifasciata
Lineage: Eukaryota; Metazoa; Mollusca; Gastropoda; Stylommatophora; Geomitridae
Source: the annotation of a GenBank genome assembly
AUGAACUUAUCUCCCCUGCCAGGAAUCAGCCAGGACACGGCCUGCGACUGUCUUAUCAAGGCAAAGAGUGGCUACUGCUCCGACCCAGCAGCUCUGACCGACUGUCAUUCAACGUGCACUCAAGUCAUUCACGAAGUCAGUUGUGGACAGCCCCCAUCCGCCCCAAACACAGAGCUGACAGUCAAGAACACAAGUUACGGGGAUACAGCCAACUACACUUGUACACAAGGAUACACCUAUGAUGAAGGGGAUAUGAUCCUGACCUGUGGGUCGCAAGGAUCGUGGGUUGGAGUUUUGAUGUCUUGUAUCAAAGUAGACUGUAAACAACCGCCAACGGUUCCAAACACCGAUGUCACGGUGAACAAAACCAGUUACGGUGAUACAGCCAACUACUCUUGUAUCCAUGGAUACGCCUAUGAGAAAGGUGACACGACCCUGACGUGUGGGUGGAACGGAACCUGGACCGGCGUGUUGUUGUCUUGUACAAGAGUUUCCUGUGGGAAGCCACCCAAUGCAACCAACGCUAGUGUCAACACAACAGGCACUCUCUAUGGAGACACAGCUACCUACACUUGUCUGCCUGGCUACACCGUCGUGCACGGAGACAAGUUCCUUAAAUGUGAUGCUUCUGGCGACUGGGUCGGUGCUCCUCGUCACUUGUCAAAGAGUUUCCUGUGGGAAGCCACCCAACGCAACCAACGCUAG